AUGACCUUCAAGCUGACUCUAUCAGCCUUUGGUUACAACAAUUGGGCCAAGCAGCUGGAGGACCGUGAGAAAGAAAACGAGGCUUUGGGCACCCAGGUCGAGAUGUUGAAGGCUCACCUGCAGGGUGCUGAGCAGCACAUAGCCUGUAAGGAGGAGAAGGUUGGCGAGCUCUCUACCAGACUGGAGUCAGAGACUAAAGAGAACAAGUUCCUAUGGAAGCAGGUAGAGCAGCUCACCAACAAUCUCCAAAAAGAGAGGAGCGUGAGCCUGGAGCUGACUGAGCAGUUGCAGCAACAGAAAGGCGCCCUUCAGCAAGAACUUGAGGCAGAGAAAAGGUCUCACGCUGAAAGGGUGAGAGUGGAUCAGGAGCUGAUCCAGAGGCUGAGGGAUGAGCAGGAUGCCCUCCGUCAAGAGUUGGAGACCCUGGAAACAAAACUGGGGGAUCUGACAUCAACCAAUCUCAAGCUUGCCACCAAGCUCAAGACUGAGGAGGUGGUCAGUCAGGCCCUCCAGAGAGAAUUUUCCCAGCUGAACAAAGAGCUGAAAGAGCAGGAGGAGGAGUUCCUUCCAGAGCCCGAAGUAUUUGAGGAGAAGCUCCCAGAGAAAAAAAAGAGGCGCUCAGUCUGGAAAAGAGUCCGCCACUUUCUCGGUUUGAGGAAGAAGAACGAGAGGCGGGAGAAGGAGUCCACAUCCAACUAAGACCUCUACACCUCAGCGGCUCAGCACCUUCCCACCAUCAACAGCUGUAUGCCGUCUUCAUGUUCCUCCCUGUGUCAGUGUGGGUUUCCUCAAAGUGCUUCAGUUUCCUCCCACACACCAAAGACACGAAGCUCAAUCAAUCGGCUUAAAAAAAGUCAAUAAAAAC
This is a messenger RNA of Siniperca chuatsi (mandarin fish), 865 nucleotides long. Its product is annotated as trichohyalin-like. Bases 1 to 699 code for a protein of 232 amino acids. The transcript is spliced from 2 exons. The record is from RefSeq and is a predicted model, not a curated record. NCBI's taxonomy places the organism in Eukaryota, Metazoa, Chordata, Actinopteri, Centrarchiformes, Sinipercidae.